UCUUACUCUACUCGAGAUACUAGGGCUCUAGUAGUGUUGGUAUGGUGCGAGUCGAUGUGAAGCUCCACAGAGCUUCUCGGAUCUAUCGACCCUCGGAAGUCGUGGACGGGGUAGUGACGAUCACAAGCCUCUCGGGCUUGAGCCAUCAAGGGAUUCGUCUCACCGCUCUUGGCUCCGUCAUAAUUCAGCCAAGCCCAAAAGCAGUUGGUGUCAUUGAAUCUCUUUACAGCUCCGUGAAGCCUAUGGUGAUCCUGAAAAAAGCGAUGGACUUGAGCGGAGCAGGAAAACUUGGCAUUGGAAAAUCUGAGCUUGCUUUCGAUUUUCCUUUGGAGUCGCAAAGCUCCCAGGGAGACGGUGUUCUGGGUGUGUUAUACGAGACAUAUCACGGUGCAUACAUCAAUAUCCAGUAUCAAGUGAUUGUAGAGGUGGUCCGAGGCUAUCUACAAAAGCCAUACACCGCAAACUUUGAGUUCUUUGUUGAAGGACACCGAGCGAGGCUUCUCUCAAGGCCGGAAUUCGUCAGCUUCUACAUCACUCACGACACUCAAAACCACUUUCUCUUGCCUGCGAUUCGUUCAGGUGGUUUCAAGGUCACUGGCAAGGUGGCGACUCAGUGCCUCGUUUCAGAACCUCUUACCGGAGAACUAACAGUCGAGUACUCGAAGACUCCACUGCUGUCCAUCGACGUUCUACUCUUUCGCGUCGAAUCCAUCCUCGUUUCGGACAGGAGCUCAAUAGAGAGAACCGAAAUCCAAACAACACAACAUCGCAUUUUCCACCAGAUAGCCGAUGGAGACGUAUACCGAGGCGUCGCAAUACCCAUCUACGUGAUUCUUCCUCGCCUCUUGACAUGCCCAACGCUCUCAGCCAACACUUUCUCCGUGAACUUCGAGCUUUGCAUGAAGAUCACAUUCGACACGAGGCCGAGCACGCAACUCGAGGCCGACUCAAAACAAUUGGUGGCGUUUGAAACCCUUCCAGUGCGACUCCUACGAUCGUGAUGCAAUGCUCUCGCAUGAGCCGCUGGAUAGCCAGGAUCCAACGGCUCAUACAAUAUACGAUUUAUCAUUGGAUCAAACGACAAUCCUGUUUUUGUUUCAUGAGAAAUCAAGGGAAAAAAAAAGAAUCAUUUUUCCCGUACAAAAAGCGUCCGACCAAACGACAAAGUUUAUAGACGGUCUCGUCCAGGCCUGCAAAAUCCCCUCAUGGAUAUAAGAAGAGAAAAUCCACAAGAAUUAUUCCUGCACGGAGAGAGAUUCGUUCGAAUCGAGGAGGAAAGAAUGUCUAGAAGAUGGACGAUGAGAGGAAUCCUCACGGACCUUAUUUGUGGAGCACCAUCGCCAGAGCAGCCGCCACAACUGGUCCCAAAAGGAAGCCUCGCAGUGUACG
This is a messenger RNA of Selaginella moellendorffii, 1389 nucleotides long. Its product is annotated as Down syndrome critical region protein 3. The transcript is spliced from 11 exons. Gene Ontology annotation, biological process: intracellular protein transport. Bases 42 to 1001 code for a protein of 319 amino acids. NCBI's taxonomy places the organism in Eukaryota, Viridiplantae, Streptophyta, Lycopodiopsida, Selaginellales, Selaginellaceae. The record is from RefSeq and is a predicted model, not a curated record. Gene Ontology annotation, cellular component: endosome.